AUGAAAUACGACGAGAACGGAACACGACUCAUUACGGGCUACGUGCCCAAGCUCGCGCUGACGGGAGUCGCGAUCGCCGCAUAUUUCCUCCUCUCGGCCUGCUGCGUAUUCUUCUUCUUCCGCACCAGGCCUAGACCCAAAUACAUGUUAUGGGUGACGAUCGGCACGUUUACGAUGGCGGUCGGCUUUGGCGCCCGCAUCCCCAUGACAAACGACCCAGGGAGCCUGGGCAUCUACAUCGCCACCACUCUGUUCACGCUUCUUUCUCCCUGCGCGUUCCUUGCUCAGGAUUACGUUCUCCUCCCUCGUCUCGCAACAUGGCUCGACGCCGAGGACUGCUUGUUCCUCUCGUCGCGCCUCAUUGCCCGAAUCUUCAUCGGCUCAGAUAUCUGCACGUUCCUUAUCCAGGCGGCUGGUGGCGGUAUGACCGCCAUGGAAUCAAUGGCGUCCACCGGCGAGAAAAUCGCACUCAUCGGCCUCAUCAUUCAAUGCGUCAGCUUCGGCCUCUUCUGGGUCCUCCUCGUCGUCUUUGCAUUCCGUCUGCGCAGUAAUCACUCAAACAAGUGGGCGAGUGGGAGUGGGUUCAAAGGCUGGAAGGCGCUCUACUGGGCCCUCCAGUGGACGUGUAUCGGCAUCAUGGUGCGCUGCGUUUUCCGCGUUAUCGAGUUCUCCCAAGGAUACAGCGGGUACCUCCGCACCACCGAGUGGUGCUACUACGUCCUCGACACACUGCCCCUUUUCCUGGCUAUUGUGGUGUGGGCCGUCGUGUGGCCGCCCAGCAUCCUUGUCGAGAGUGACAAGUGGGCUGCGACGCACGAGCACGGGCACGAGUACGACCUCACAAGCAUGGGAGGCUCGACUUAUGGGCCCGUCACAACUGGGAGCUCUUACGACAAGGCAUGA
This is a messenger RNA of Cutaneotrichosporon cavernicola, 903 nucleotides long. RefSeq lists its product as uncharacterized. The transcript is spliced from 6 exons. NCBI's taxonomy places the organism in Eukaryota, Fungi, Basidiomycota, Tremellomycetes, Trichosporonales, Trichosporonaceae. The record is from RefSeq and is a predicted model, not a curated record. Gene Ontology annotation, cellular component: membrane. The coding region runs from base 1 to 903 and encodes 300 amino acids.